AUGCAAGUGCAACAGAGCUGCCCUCCAGGUCCAUUCUCAAUCAGGUUUAGUCUUCCGGGACCAGUGGAUCCUCGCUUGUUUUCUCCACGGUUUCAACCUUGUGGGCUCCUUGAAGUUGUUGUCGUCAAGCUUGGUUUUGGAUGUGAAAUGGACCAAACGCAAACGAGGUACUCUGUUUUUGCGUUAGAUGCGGCAAGGAUACAGUGGUAUCAUUCCAAGGCGAUAAUAGUCGCCGGAAUGGGACUAUUCACAGAGGCUUACAAUCUCUUCUGUAUAGCUCCGAUCAUGAAAAUGAUUAGCCAAACUUAUUACCACAAAGACUCAAUCCGAACCGCCCUUCUCUCUCAACUUCCUACGCCAUCGCUCUCCUCGGAACCGCCAUGGGCAACCGAGUUGGACGCCGUCGAGUCUACCAUCUCUGUCUUCUCAUCAUGGUUUUCAGUUCCUUCGUUUUGGUGUAACGACCGGAAUUCUUUAAAUAUGGGCUGGAUUUGA
Molecule: messenger RNA, 495 nt
Organism: Microthlaspi erraticum
Lineage: Eukaryota; Viridiplantae; Streptophyta; Magnoliopsida; Brassicales; Brassicaceae
Source: the annotation of a GenBank genome assembly